Molecule: messenger RNA, 1272 nt
Organism: Oppiella nova
Lineage: Eukaryota; Metazoa; Arthropoda; Arachnida; Sarcoptiformes; Oppiidae
Source: the annotation of a GenBank genome assembly
AUGGACUCGAGUACAACACAAUACUGCAAACAAUUGGAGCAAUGGGUUGGCGGUCCCCAGAGAUUGGCCGACAUCUCCGGUUCCCGAGCUUAUGAACGAUUCACUGGCAGUCAAAUCGCAAAGAUAUUUAACACCCGACCCGAAGUGUACGGCCAAACGGAACGCAUAUGUCUUGUAAGCAAUUUCUGUGCCUCUCUUUUCAUCGGAGAUUACGCGCCCAUCGACUACAGCGACGGCUCCGGUAUGAACUUAUUGGACAUCACAUCACACCAGUGGUCCCAACAGUGUCUGGACUUCUGCGGCCCCGAACUCAGCACCAAAUUAGGAGAAACUCUUAUACCGACCGCUUCAGUAGUGGGACCAAUAUCUCAAUAUUUUGUGGACAGAUAUGGUUUCAGUGCGGACUGUCGUGUGGUCUCCUUCACGGGUGACAAUCCGGCCUCUCUUAUAGGUAUGGGUUUACGCAAAGAUGACAUCGCAGUCAGUCUGGGAACCAGUGAUACUGUAUUCCUGCGACUAAACCAACCGAAGCCCGCCCUCGACGGCCACAUACUUUGCAAUCCUUUGGAUGAGAGCUCUUAUAUGGGUCUGAUUUGCUUCAAGAAUGGGUCGCGAACUCGGGAGCGGGUGAGAGACGAGUGCGCGGAAGGCGAUUGGCCGCUCUUCAACGAACUGCUUGAGUCCACUCCCAGAGGAAACUUCGGAAAUAUUGGCUUUUACUUCGACUUCAAAGAGAUCUAUCCUUUAAUUUCCGGUGAUUUUCGUUACAAUAAGUUUGACGCAGAAGUUCAGAGAUUCUCGAAAGAAGUGGAGGUGAGGGCCUGUAUUGAGGGUCAGUUCCUCAGACUUCGAGUUCACGCCGAAAACCUGGGCUAUAAUAUUGGGCCCAAUACUCGAGUCCUGGCGACGGGUGGCGCCUCAGCCAACGGCACAAUCAUCCAGGCCUUAGCCGAUGUGUUCAACGCACCGGUCAUUGUGCAGACCAGACCCAACUCAGCCGCUUUAGGCGGCGCUUUCCUCGCAAAAUACUCGCUCAUUAAAGAACAAAUAAGUUUUGAAGACAUGAUUGAAGAAAUCGAUUCGACUUCGAUUGCAGCCAACCCUUCAUCGGAUGCCUUCAAUGUUUACACUCCUUUAGCACAAAGAUAUCGCAAAUUAGAAAAGGAAAUCGACAACAAAGCCAACAAUAAUUCAAAUCAUAUUUAACACAAUUUACAUGUAUACCUUAAAUAGACGCAAAAUUUUAUAUUAAUUUUCAUACCGGUUUACAGG